Myotis davidii is the source of this 8255-nucleotide messenger RNA. It is a transcript of the gene PEAK1, whose product is annotated as pseudopodium enriched atypical kinase 1. The transcript has 5 exons. The record is from RefSeq and is a predicted model, not a curated record. Lineage: Eukaryota; Metazoa; Chordata; Mammalia; Chiroptera; Vespertilionidae. The coding region runs from base 335 to 5557 and encodes 1740 amino acids. Gene Ontology annotation, cellular component: focal adhesion; actin cytoskeleton. Gene Ontology annotation, biological process: protein phosphorylation. Gene Ontology annotation, molecular function: ATP binding; protein kinase activity.
GCCUACAGAGGGUCAAGGGCCGUGGGCGCGCGUACUCGCUCCUCCAGGAGCUCGCUUCCAAGCGCGCGCGCGGAUGGGCGGUACUCGGAGCUGCGCGGAGGCGGGCAGGCUGAGAACGGCCGGCUGGAAUCGGUGGGGGCCAGUAGUUACUUGUUAGAGUCAGUUGCUUUGGUGGCGGUGGUGGCCGCGGUGACCAAGAAGGGGACUGGCCCACCAGCGAUGGUGGUCACCGCGGCAGCUUGUGCGUGCCUCAGAUCAAGAGCUUCUAGAUACAGUUGAAAGUUUUGCUAUGCACUGAAAGGGAAGCAUUGUACGUGAAGUUCUAUUUUCUAAAAUGUCUGCCUGUAACACCUUUACUGAGCACGUUUGGAAACCUGGUGAAUGCAAGAAUUGCUUUAAACCUAAAAGCUUGCACAAGCUCCCUCCUGACCCUGAGAAGACAGCCAUCACCCAUGGCCAUGUGAAAACUCUUGCCAAUCACAGUAACAACCACCAUAUCAGGAACACUGCAAAUUUCCGGCCUCCUGUUGCUAAAAAACCCACUAUAGCUGUGAAGCCCACUAUGAUGGUGGCAGAUGGGCAAAGUGUAUAUGGUGAGCUUAAUAUCCAAGGUCCCUGUGAGAACAAACCUGUCAUUAUAGAGAGGAACCGAAACAGGACGGCGUUGAAUCAGAAACCACUCAAUAAUAAUAAUAAUGAAGAUGAUAUUGAAGGAGUUAGCCAUGUUUCUAAACCUUUUGGCAAUAAUGACAGUGCAAAGAAGAUAUCAAGUAACAAUAAUGGACUAACUGAAAUGUUGAAGGAGAUAGCAGGCUUGGAUACUACUCCUCAGAUAAGAGUAAAUGAAACAAAUGCCAAAGAAAUAUUCUUAGGAAGAAUAAAUGAUUGCUAUAAACGAUCACUGGAAAGAAAGCUUCCACCAAGUUGCAUGAUGGGUGGGAUAAAGGAUACUCAGGGCAAGCAUGUUAUUCUGAGUGGGAGCACAGAAGUGAUCAGUAAUGAAGGGGGCCAGUUCUGUUACCCAGAGUUUUCUAGUGGAGAGGAGUGUGAGGAAGAUGUAUUUUUCAGUAACAUGGAAGAGGAGCAUGAAAGCUGGGAUGAGAGUGAUGAAGAGCUGGUGGCCAUGGAGAUUCGUAUGAGAGGGCAACCUCGAUUCGCUAACUUUAGGGCAAACACUUUGUCUCCUGUUCGAUUCUAUGUGGACAAAAAAUGGAAUACUGUCCCUCUGCGAAAUAAGUCUCUGCAGAGAAUCUGUGCUGUAGACUACGAUGACAGUUAUGAUGAGAUCCUGAAUGGUUAUGGAGAGAAUUCUGUGGUCUCCUAUGGACCAGGAAGCAUUCAGAGCAUGGCAUCAUCUGGCUCCACAUCACCAGAUUCUUCUUUAACAGAAGAAUCACGUUCUGAGACAGCCAGUAGUUUAUCCCAGAAGAUCUGUAAUGGGUCAAUAUCUCCUGAUACCCCAGGAUAUUCUAAGGACAUGAAGGAAAGUGAGCCCAAUUAUGAAAGUCUCUCUGGUAACAAUCAAGAGGAUUCAUCACAAGCAUCCAAAAUCUCAGAAAAAAUUCCAGAGACACACAAAGCAGUCCUUGCUCUCCGAUUAGAAGAGAAAGAUGGCAAGAUUGCUGUACAAACUGAGAAUCAAGAAAGAAAAGCCUCUACAGAUACUGCUGGGCAAGCAGUAAUCAUAAACCUCAUUCCUGUACAAGAGCAAGCAAAGCCCUACCGCAUAGUGAACCUUGAGCAGCCGUUGUGCAAGCCAUAUACUGUUGUAGAUGUGUCAGCAGCGAUGGUUAGUGAGCACCUCGAGGACCCUGUUAACAGUUCCAAGACAAAAAGCUCAUCUUCUACUCCAAACUCUCCAGUGACAUCACCUAUAUCAACAUCAGGACAAAUAAGUGCCCAUUUUCAAAAAUCCAGUGCAAUUCGAUACCAGGAAGUAUGGACAUCCAGUACCAGUCCACGACAAAAGAUACCUAAGGUGGAAUUAAUUAGUGGCGGAACUGGGCCAAAUGUCCCUCCAAGGAAAAACUGUCACAAAUCAGCACCUACUUCACCCAUUGCUGCAAAUGUUUCCUCUAAAACCAUCCCUGUUAAGUCACCUAAUUUGUCUGAAAUAAAAUUUAAUAGUUAUAACAAUGCUGGUAUGCCCCCUUUCCCAAUUAUCAUUCACGACGAGCCAACUUAUGCUCGGAGUUCCAAAAAUGCUAUCAAAGUUCCCAUUGUAAUUAAUCCAAAUGCAUAUGACAAUCUAGCCAUCUAUAAAAGUUUUCUUGGAACAAGUGGAGAACUUUCAGUGAAGGAAAAAAACAUAAGUAUGAUAAGCCAUACUUAUGAAGAAAUAGAAACUUCAAGCAAAGUGUCUGAUGAUACCACUGGCAACCCCACUGAUUGUCCCCAAGCUAAAGGGUUUUCUAAUAGCACAGAAUGUAAAAGGGGCUCAGUGGCUCAGAAAGUCCAGGAGUUUAACAGCUGUCUUAACAGAGGUCUGUCUUCCCCACAGAGAAGCUGUAGUUCCAACCACAGCUCCCCAACUAAGAGCCGGAGAACCACUCAAGAACCUGUUGCCAGAACAGAAGGCACUCAGGAGUCUCAGAUGGUGGGGAGUGGCAGCAGCAACAAGGAGAAAGCAAGCACAGUGCUUUCUCAAAUUGUGGCUUCUAUCCACCCACCACAGUCCCCUCCAGAAAUGUCCCAGUCAGGCCUUAAAACUUGCAGUGUGGAAGAGCUUUAUGCAAUUCCUCCAGAGGUUGAUGUUGCUAAAAGUACACCAGUCCGGCCGAAAUCUCUCUUUCCAUCUCAUUCCAGUGGUGAGCAUGAAGCACCUCAGACCACAGAAAAUCUUAACACUAAAGUACAAAAAGAUACACUGGCAAAGCAAGUCACAACCUCUCCAUCCAAGUUAGUGAUUAACCCCCAGAGUGAGCCAUCACCUCCUUUUCCUCCACCACGUUCUACGUCCUCCCCUUACCACGCAAGUAACCUUUUGCAGAAACAUUUCACCAACUGGACCAAGCCAACCAGCCCUAUCAAGUCAACAGAAGCUGAAUCCGUUUUGCACUCUGAAGGCAGCAGGCGGGCAGCUGAUGCAAAACCUAAACGCUGGAUAUCAUUUAAAAGUUUCUUCCGUCGUUGGAAAACAGAUGAGGAGGACAACAAAGAGAAAGAACGAGAGAAAGGGAAACUGGUGGGUCUGGAUGGCACAGUCAUCCACAUGCUGCCCCCUCCUCCAGUUCAGCACCAACACUGGUUCACAGAGGCAAAAGGAGAGUCCAGUGAGAAGCCAGCCAUCAUCUUCAUGUACAGGUGUGACCCUGCCAAAGGCCAGCCCAGUGUAAAUCAAAGUAAGGCCGGAGCAGACCAGUCAGCAAUCAUGGAGAAGGGUGGAACACAGGAUGAGUUACUACAGGUCUCAGAGGAGAAGAAGAAAAGGAGUCAUUCUUCUCCAUCACAGAUUCCUAAACAAAUUCUCAGUCAUGUGAGCCAUGAAGUGACAGAGGAUUUUUCUCCUUGGGAUCCAAGAACUGUUGUUGUGAAGCAAGAUGGUGGAAGCUGCACACCAGCAUUGUCCAUACCUGAACUGGAAAGGGAAGAGGACAAAGAAGACAUUUCAGAUCCUAUAGACCUGAAUCCUUGUAGUGCAAUAUAUAGCAACUUAGGGCAAUCUAGAGCAGCUAUGAUACCUCCCAAGCAUCCACGGCAGCCUAAGGGGGCUUUGGAUGAUGCCAUAAUCUUUGGUGAGAAAACAGACCAAGAAGCACCUAAUGCUUCCCAAGCUGAACCACCCCCACUGCCAAAGAAGAUGAUCUUAAGAGCCAACACAGAGCCAAUCUCCAAAGACCUCCAAAAAUCCAUGGAAACUAGUCUUUCUGUCAUGACUAAUCCCACCUAUGAUAUCGAUCCCAACUGGGAUGCCAGCAGUGCUUGCUCUUCCAUCAGUUAUGAACUCAAGGGACUGGACACUGAGUCUUAUGACUCCUUAGAGAGACCUUUACACAAGGAGCGACCAGCAGCAAACAGCAUCUCCAGUUUAACCACUCUAAAUAUUAAGGAUAGAUUUUCCAACAGUAUGGAGUCCCUGUCCAGUCAACGUGGUCCCUCUUGGAGACAGGGCCAAGGUAUCCAGAAGCCACAGAGACAUGCACUUUAUCGAGGACUUGAGAAUCGGGAAGAAGUGGUGGGAAAAAUCCGAAGCCUUCAUACAGAUGCCUUAAAGAAAUUGGCUAUUAAAUGUGAAGACCUCUUUAUGGCUGGGCAGAAAGACAAACUCCGUUUUGGGAUGGACAGCUGGUCAGACUUCAGGCUAACCAAUGACAAGCCAUGUUGUGAGGCAGGUGAUGCAGUUUACUACACAGCUUCAUAUGCAAAAGAUCCACUUAAUAGUUACGCAGUCAAGAUCUGUAAGAGCAAAGCUAAAGAAUCUCAGCAGUAUUAUCACAGCUUGGCUGUUCGGCAGAGUCUGGCUGUCCAUUUUAACAUCCAGCAGGACUGUGGUCAUUUCCUUGCUGAAGUCCCUAAGCGUCUGCUUCCCUGGGAAGAUCCUGAUGCCCCUGAAGAGGAAGAGAAUGAAAUUCAAGAGAAUGAAGAAGAUAUAAAAAGAGAAAUUGAUGGGAAAAGCCCAGAGUCAUGCUUUGAAACAGAGUCAUCCCAGAAAGAAAGCCAGGGGGUCAUUAGCAAAAAGCAGAGAAGUCACGUUGUAGUCAUCACCAGAGAGGUUCCCUAUCUCACCGUGGCUGAUUUUGUGCAGGACUCUCUAAUCCACCAUGGGAAAAGCCCUGAUUUGUAUGAGAGGCAAGUGUGUCUGCUGCUCUUACAGCUGUGCUCCGGCCUUGAACACCUCAAACCCUACCACGUCACUCAUUGCGAUCUACGUCUGGAGAAUCUGCUGCUUGUCCACUACCAGCUAGGGGGAACCACCCAAGGCCUUGGGCCUAAAGAGCUCAAUCCCACCUCAUCUUGUCUCACGAGGCUUAUAGUAAGCAACUUCUCUCAGGCUAAGCAGAAGAGCCACCUGGUGGAUCCUGAGAUCCUCCGUGACCAGUCUCGCCUUGCCCCAGAGAUCAUAACAGCCACCCAGUAUAAAAAGUGUGAUGAGUUCCAGACAGGGAUCCUCAUCUAUGAGAUGCUACACCUGCCCAACCCCUUUGAUGAGAACCCAGAACUGAAGGAGAAGGAGUACACUCGAGCAGACCUGCCUCAAAUCCCACUCCGCUCCCCUUAUUCAUGGGGCCUUCAGCAGCUGGCCAGCUGCCUCCUGAACCCCAACCCUUCUGAGCGUAUCCUCAUUUCAGAUGCCAAAGGUGUCCUCCAAUGUCUGCUCUGGGGCCCCAGGGAAGAUCUCUUCCAGACUUUCACCACUGCCUCCAGCCCAGUGCAGAGGAAUGCCCUGCUCCAAAACUGGCUGGACAUCAAGCGAACAUUGCUGAUGAUCAAGUUUGCUGAAAAGUCCCUGGAUAGGGUGGGUGGGAUCAGCCUUGAGGACUGGUUAUGUGCUCAAUAUUUGGCUUUUGCUACUCCUGACUCUCUCAGUUGUAUUGUGAAAAUCCUGCAACACCGGUAAUGUAUCCUGGUUGCUGCUUUUACUUUAUCUUCUCCUUCUUCAAGUCACCCACAUACUUGCACAUCCUAGUACUCACAUGGAAUUCAAGGAAAGAAGAGAGACAAACUGUUCAUUCCUGUUCACGAACAAAUGCAUUUCCUCAGAAGGUUAUCACAGCUUCAAAUCAAGUGAUAAGCUGAGUCUGUCUUAACUUCACAGAAAUUCAACUGCACAAACAUUCAGUUUACUUCCCAUUGGAACACUUUUCACUCUAAUUGUCCCACAAAUGCAGGUAAAAAAUGAAAAUGAACAUUUUUAAGGGACAGCUCCUUUGGUAUGAACUCAGUGAGUUAUGUCCAUUUGCUCCAUAAUUCUGAAUUUUACCUGUCUUUUUAACAUCAAGUAUUUAUUCUCUCUAGUAAUCAAUAGAUUUGACCAAUUCUUACCAUCAUCCACUAAGCUCUCACAGCAGACUUUUUUCCUCUGUUACCAGGCAGAACUAUCAUCCUUAGUGUCCACCCAAUUUUAGCUCCUGGGACUAUAUUCUUCGUUCCAGUGGAUAGUAGAAGGACAAGGAGAGAAUCCAUCCCUUCGAUCAUGGACCCAUUUUCAUUUCUAUUAUCAAUAAGGUGUACUGCAUGAAGGAUGGCCCUAACAAUUUUCCCUCUGCUGCUACUGCCUGAUUCUCCUUCACCUCUACUCUGUCCCCACUUGCCAAUGAAGUUUUGGGGUUAUUGGCCACCUGUGACUUGUUACAAAGCAUGUGCAGUUCUCUAGGGACCAUUGGGGAACAGAGUUUAAAGUACUGUUCUUUGAUUACUGUCAAAGUUGGCAACCAGGGCUAGUGGUGCCCAGAUUAUAGCUUUUUCUGUCAAGCAUUAAUUGUCCAGCUUCCUUCUAUCAGUAGCCAGUAUUAACUAGUCUACCAAAUGCUAUAGACAACUGCCCUGAAUAAAACAGCUGUCAGUCCACCUACAAGAUUUCCUUAAAGGGCAUGGCACAGAUGGCUAUUAUAAUUGCUAGAGGCAGGAGAAGGGAAGAAGGCCACGGACAAGACUGCUGCUGACCACCUCCUCAGGAUACAGACCUUUUCUGGAGAGACUGCCUCCCAGUUGCCCUGGCACAUUGCUCCUUAUGAUUCUGAAAUGGCUCUGGAGCACAGAUGACAGGGAAUUUUGAUUGCUGAGUUGGGUGGCUGAAAGCUGUUUACCAUAUGUGAGGUCUGUGCUCCUUUCCUAUGGAUAAAUGUGCAAUUUUUCUAUGUAUUUUUUUAGCUGUGUAUUACAGUGUUUAUGUUGCAACUUUAUGUGAAGCAAAAUCUAUAGAAAUCUUUCCCUUCUUCCCUUGACACAUAUUUGUGUGAAGAGACACCUUCCAUGGGAGGGUGUGAGUGUGUUUAUGCUUGUUUUAUUCAAAACUAUAAGUAUCUGUUUAUUUCAGUCUUGCAAUCCCAGAAUUCACUCGGACAAUGUGAGUGUCCAUAUACAUGUGUGCCUAUGUGUGUGCACAUGCAUGAUAGAAGUAGAGAGGGGCCAGGCUUCUGGGAGAACAACCUGUGGCAGACUUGAUAGACACGUUCUCUGCACCUAGUCAGUGAGGGAGCUUUUGGGACCCUCAACUACUAGUGUAGGGUUUCUUAAAAUCAGGACUGGCUGUGCAGUGUUACUUAGAUAGCACAUUAGUGGCCUUUUGAAAUUUCUGUUUUUAACAUUUUUAGCAGCCUUUCAUGUGAUUCACCUAUAUCAAAGAGUAUCAAGAACAGAAAAGAUUGUAUUUUCUUCUUCCUCUUCUCCUUCUCCUUCUCCUUCUCCUUCUCCUUCUCCUUCUCCUUCUUCUUCUUCUUUCUUCUUCCUUUUUUCUUCUUUCUUCUUUCUUCUUCUAAGAGAAUGGGACAUGAGGCUCUAUUUAGCGGUUGUCCUUGUCCUCCUGCCAGCAGUACAGGACUCCCAAAGGAGAGAGCUGGGUGGCCCACAAUGAGUAUUGCCUCCUCUAGUCAGAGUGCAGAGCUCUGCCCCUAAAAGUGGCCACAGAGUGGGCGUGCCACUGCAGGCCAGCAGUCCACUCUCUCUCAGUGUCCUGUGGCAUGGCUGUGCUUUGCUUAACAGACUGGAGUUUGGUUCACUGUAGCAUAGCCCAUGUGCACAUAACUCCUUGCUUAAUUAUACACUGAAGUAGCAGCAUGCCGACCACUGACCAUGUCAACCAGCACAUUCCCUUCCCAGCCACCCUCCCCGCAACCCCAUUCCCUGAUGAUUUGCAUAUUGAGACACUUUCUCAGUGUCACUCUUGUGCCUUGCCCAUGUAAAUUUGAAUGUUGACUAUUUAAUGAGGUUUCAUAUUUAAUGAUGAAAGGCUCUUAAUCCCUCUAUUUGUUCUCUACUUCUUUUCUUUCUUUCUUUUCUUUUUCUUUCUGUUUUGACUUGGAUCCAGUCUUCCUCAUUUUAACUCUAUAGUACAAUAAGCAUGGACACCAUCUACCAUAAUAAUAUAACACUGGUAAACCAAGCACCCCUUUAUAUCAGAUAUUUAGUACUGUUUUUAUAUUCAAUUUUUUUAAGUAUAAAAGAUAAAUGCCAACUACCAUAGAAGGGCCUCAGGCUUCUCAGAGACAAGGGGCUACAUUAAUUUUUCUCUGAGUGAUGGCAGAAGAAUGUGAGGGAGAAAAGGGAAGGUGGUGUUACAGGUUAGAGCCAAAUAGACUAAGUAACUUAUGUCUGGG